AUGCAGUCACAACCCCUUACAAGUGCCACGAACUCAGACGGAAUACCAUCGAAGGAUGGUCUUGGGCCCAAGAUUUGGACCGGAACACACUUCUUACCGCGUUUUGUGCGGGCUGCCGAAGUUCCAGGUGAAGGCUUGUGUUUCUUCUACGACGACGGGAGCCACUGCAAGACCAUCAUCGACGGCGAGCAAGUCAACGCACACUGGGGUGUAACAAAGGCAGGGAAGCCAAGGAAGAGGCUCGCGAUUGCCUGUGUUACGUGCAGAGAGAAGAAGAUCAAGUGCGAUCCCGACUUCCCUCGGUGCGUCCAGUGCGAGAAGUUUGGCCGGGUUUGCAAGUUCAAGAACGCACCUCGAGGUGGCCACAACACGUCCCCAUCGACAGCUGCGGCCGAGCCAGAAGAUGUCCGGCGAAUGGGAGGUCCUGCCAGUGAAAUGCACCGACCUGGUAGCAACUCCAGCGCCUCGGUCUCUCCCCGGACGACCUUGCGCCAGCCCAGUCCGGAGCCUCCAAUGUCUCACAAGAGGAUGAGGUUGGACUUUGAUUCAUACCCGUCCAUGGCAAGCGAGCCGCCGUCGCUGAAUCGCACCCCCGAGGCGCCCAGGGCGAGCCUCUCCUGGCAGCAUCGCCAGCCUUAUGAGCUUCCUCCCAUCCAAGACCACCUGCUCAACCGAGCAUGGCAAUCAGAUCCGUAUGUGUCCGACCCUGAAUCAAUUAGCACCUUAAUCUCCUCCUUCUUCGUACACACCGACAGCACCAUGGCCCUUCGUUUUUUGCCCGAGACAGCGUUCAAAUCCUGGGUGACCGGUAAUGCUUAUAUCAAGUCUCCAGGAGACCUGAUGCUCAUCUAUAGCAUCCUCGCCGUCGGCGUAGCCUUGUCAGGAGGACCCAAGAACAUCGCCAACGAAUACGCCCAGAUCGCCCACUACGCGCAGCACCGAGCUGCUUGCAACCUUCAGCUCACGCAGGCUCGUCUGCUUCUCGCGCUGUACUACCUGUCACUCUCUAGGCUGAACGACGCGAACGAGUUGAUCAGUGGAGCCAUAUCAGCAUCGAUCGAUCUGCAGCUAAACCUCGAACUUGAAAAGUCGAUCGAAGCGGACCUGACAGACUUCCCUUAUGGUUUGCAAAGAGAUGGAUAUUCAGAGAGCCGAAGACGAACUUACUGGGCAUGCUUCGUACUGGAACGACUCAGCGGCGUGUUUCCCAACCGGCUGAGCAUUCUGAACGUCAAGGACAUCUUUAUCCGACUUCCAUGCGAAAACGAAUUGUUCGAACGUCAGGCAAAAUCCGACGCUUCCUUUUUCCCAGCAGCGAUGGCUAUGUCAUCCAAAGCCGUCAUUCGGCCAUUGGGUAUCUUGGCCUACCUGGUCCAGCUUGUGGCCAUCUGGGGUGAGGCUAUGUCUGAACUCUACAGGGCUGCCCAAAGCCAAGAAACAGACUACGACGCCGCGGGCUUCAUUGACACCGUGAUGGAGAAGUUGAUCGGAUGGCGCGAGUCCCUGCCCGAGUGCUUCACUUACAGCUCGGGCAAUAUGGCCCUGGCUGCACAAGAUGGCACUCUCAGCACAUUCCUCACCAUCCACCUGGUAUAUCUCCACGGGCUCAUGAAGAUCCAUCGACACGUCCGGACAGAGUCGAUCGCUGCCUCGGUACGGCUACAAUACGAAACGCGCAUCCAUGAGGAAGCAACGCGGGUUCUGGACAUCACGGGCAUGUUGGAAGUGCUGCUCCAGGGCCGCCGAGCUCCCAUCAGUGCGCCGCCUCCUUUCAUGAGCUACGUCAUCCUCGAGGCUACUGACGUCCUCACGGCGGAGGGGUCCUUGGCGGAUGUCUCGCUCCUUCUGGAUCGGCUCGCGGUCGCAAGGGCGACUGUCGAUGCUGCGGGAAUGGUAUGGGAAGAGGCUCGGGCCCAUCAAUCGGCCAUGGAACAGAGGCUCGAUGCAUUACGUGCUCUGCGGGAUCGUCAGCCCAGCGACGCGCCCCUCGCCGGUAGCAGGGUGUUUGAUCACGAAGAGAGCAAGGAUAGCAAGCUGCCUGCGGGGAGGUGUUGGCAGAUGGACGAUCCAAUGGGCACAACAUUUCCUCGAAGGAUGGAUCUCGUAUACAUUCGAAGCUGA
Messenger RNA from Colletotrichum siamense, 2121 nucleotides. RefSeq names its product putative transcriptional regulatory protein. NCBI's taxonomy places the organism in Eukaryota, Fungi, Ascomycota, Sordariomycetes, Glomerellales, Glomerellaceae. Bases 1 to 2121 code for a protein of 706 amino acids. Gene Ontology annotation, cellular component: nucleus. Gene Ontology annotation, molecular function: DNA-binding transcription factor activity, RNA polymerase II-specific; zinc ion binding; DNA binding. Gene Ontology annotation, biological process: regulation of DNA-templated transcription; DNA-templated transcription. The transcript is spliced from 2 exons. The record is from RefSeq and is a predicted model, not a curated record.